AUGUGUGAGCGCAGUCUCUACAGAGCGGGCUAUGUGGGCUCGCUUCUGAAUCUGCAGUCGCCUGAUUCCUUCUACUUCUCCAACCUGCGGCCGAAUGGCGGCCAGUUGGCCGCACUCCCCCCCAUCUCAUACCCGCGAGGCGCGCUGCCCUGGGCCACCACGCCCGCCUCCUGCGCCCCAGCGCAGCCUGCCGGUGCCACCGCUUUCGGCAGCUUCUCCCAGCCCUACCUGGCUGGUUCCGGGCCGCUCGGCCUGCAGCCCCUGGGCGCCAAGGACGGACCCGAAGAGCCCGCCAAGUUCUAUGCGCCCGAUGUGGCUGCCGGGCCGGAGGACCGUGGCCGUGCGCGGCCGCCCUUCGUCCCCGAGUCUAGCCUGGCCCCAGCGGCCGCUGCUCUCAAAGCGGCCAAGUACGACUACGCGGGCGUGGGCCGUGCGGCAGCGGGCUCUUCAACCCUACUCGAGGGGACCCCCUGCGCUGCCGGCUUCAAGGACGACGCCAAGGGCCCGCUCAACUUGAACAUGACAGUGCAGGCGGCGAGCGUCGCCUCUUGCCUGCGACCUUCGCUGCCCGACGGCCUGCCGUGGGGGGCGGCCCCAGGGAGGACCCGCAAGAAGCGGAAACCCUACACCAAGCAGCAGAUUGCGGAGCUGGAGAACGAAUUCCUCCUCAACGAAUUCAUCAACCGCCAGAAGCGCAAGGAAUUGUCCAACAGGCUGAACCUCAGCGACCAGCAGGUCAAAAUCUGGUUCCAGAACCGGCGAAUGAAAAAGAAGCGUGUGGUCCUGCGCGAGCAGGCACUGGCGCUAUACUAGCUCCCCGCGUGGUCGCGGCUGGCCAGGCCUGCCUUUUUAAAGCCGAGACCUGGCGUGUAAGAAAAGCUGUGGAUGGGAGCUUUUCCUUCCGCUCCUUCUCCGCUGGUCCCCAGCACCCUUCCGCUCAGUCUGUCGCCCCGGAAGCCAGCAGAGGAUUUGGAGACCGGGCCAGUCGGGCCUCUCUCUAUGCUUCCAGCUCUCUGGGAGGGUUCUGCAGAAGCCGAAGUAUUACCUUGGCCUUGAGGCUUCCUGAGUGGGGGUCUGGGGUCACCUGUCCUAGCUCUUGUCUGGGUUAUUUACACGCGCGCUCACUCUAGCACCCUUGUACUUGGAUUUCUGCUCCCACCUAGACUCCCUUUCCUCUUCUCCCCAGUCCUUUUUGAAUUUAGUAGGCACCCUGCUAGAGCUCUGAGUGGAAUUAAAUCUGGGAAGUCCUUCGGGAAGGAGUAGAAAAGGGCUGCAGGCACAAUUCUGUCUCUUUGCAGCCAAAGCCCCUUGUGGCAUAGCCAGAAACUUGGAUCUGGAGAAAGAAAGGGCACCGCCCCCCUCCUGUCUGCCCUGGCUGGUUCUGGAGGACAAAAGCCACCCUAGACAUUCAGACUUCGGGAGGAAAGCGGAGGGGAGGAACGGUGUGGCUGGACAAAUUUGAAGACCCCUCGGAGUUUGGGCUAGCUGGCCCCUCCAGCUGGACAGAAUGGGGUGGAUACUUCCUUCCCGUGGAUUCCAGGGAGGCUGAAGCUCCAGGGCAAACUGCGGUCUCUAGACAGGACUGGUAAAAUUUCUCCUACUUCUCCUAUCUCCUCCCAUAUGUCUAGGCCAGAGCCCUGCACUCGAUAAUUGGACUCAGCUCUGGUGAGGACAGCUGCUAAUCUGCUCUGAGGCUGGGUUGCACUAGGAGGUGGGAAAAAUAUCCAGGGGGAGGAGAAGGGAGUGAGCAAGGAGAGGGGUGUCCUACAUUCCAACUGUAAAUAUGGCUUCCCUCUUCAGAUGGGUAAAGUUGUGGACACGUCUUUCUUGAAUUAAGGUAAUGGGCCACCAUAGGGAGAGAUGAAAGUUCCUCCAUCAGCCAGGGGGUGAAGAAGGAGGUCCCUCAAAUCCUUAGCCCCUGGUCGCUGCUGUUGACCAAGUAGAGAGAAGUUCUCCUUCUCUCACCCUCUUCACCACCCCCCCCACCGCACAGCUCCACAGGGGGCCUUUCUGUGCCUCAGCCACUGUGCCUUUUCUGAGCCCACGUCUGGCCUGCCUCAGGGGCGCCUGUAAGGCCCUGG
Molecule: messenger RNA, 2081 nt
Organism: Mustela erminea (ermine)
Lineage: Eukaryota; Metazoa; Chordata; Mammalia; Carnivora; Mustelidae
Gene: HOXD12
Product: homeobox D12
Exons: 2
Coding region: 1-813 (270 amino acids)
Biological process (GO): regulation of DNA-templated transcription
Molecular function (GO): DNA-binding transcription factor activity, RNA polymerase II-specific; sequence-specific double-stranded DNA binding
Source: RefSeq, a predicted model, not a curated record